This is a messenger RNA of Cotesia congregata, 975 nucleotides long. The record is from the annotation of a GenBank genome assembly. NCBI's taxonomy places the organism in Eukaryota, Metazoa, Arthropoda, Insecta, Hymenoptera, Braconidae.
AUGCCGGAUGGUAAGGAAGGGAAUAAGGCGGGAAACUUGAACUGGUUUCAAACGAACUUUAGGCUAGAAAGAACAGCGAGUACGGGUGACUUGGAGAAACCGGGGGCAGGGGGCAAAAGAAUUAGGGAAAAAGAGGAAGAGAGCAGUCUAAGGAAGGAUGAGGAAGACAAGGAGGUACUCAAGAGAAGUAAGCUGCAGAUUAGGGAUCAAGAGAAGAAGGACAAUCUGAAUCAGGCCGAAAUGGAUGCGCUGAUGAAAAAGUUAGGGGAGUUAGAUAAAAGGAUCGUGCAGGAGUGCAAGAAGGUUAGUGAUGAAGUUGGGCAAUUGAGCGAGGAAGCUAGAAAAGAAAGAGAGGAAUUUAUGAAGAAAUGGGAGGAAGAAAAGUUGGAGAUGAGCGGUAGGAUUGAGAAGCUAGAGAAAAGGUUGGAAAUUUUGGAGCAGGAUAACAGGGGAAACCCCUUUGGGGAAAAAGUGGAGAUUGAUAGUGUGUUGGAUAAAGAAACUGAAAGAAGACUAAAUAAGCUGGAAGCAGGGGCGGAAAGAAAGGAGAGAGAAGCAAGAAGAAGGAAUGUAAUUAUAAAAGGGAUUAAUAUGAAUGAAGGAACAGACUGGAAAAGGGAGGUAGACAGGGUGUGGGCUAAAUUGGACGUAGUUGGGGGUAGAAAAAGUACAAGAAGGAUUGAUAGAGUGGAUAAAGAAGGGAAAGGGAUGGUCUUAGUGGAAAUGGAAGGGUUUGAAAAGAAAAGAGAGGUUAUGUUGGCAAAGAACAAGCUAAAGAGGGAGAUAAUUAGGUUGGAAGAUGACCUGACCUUUGAGGAGAGAAGGAUUAGAAGGAUUAUUAUUGAGGAGGCUAUAAAGGAAAGGGCAACCGGCAAGUCGGUGAAAGUAGGUUACAUGAAAAUAUGGGUGAAUGGAAAGCUGAGAAUUUGGGAUGAAGCCGAAGGAAGGUGGAAACUGCAGGAGGGAAACGAAUGA